This is a messenger RNA of Frieseomelitta varia, 1776 nucleotides long. RefSeq names its product carbonic anhydrase 2-like. The record is from RefSeq and is a predicted model, not a curated record. Gene Ontology annotation, cellular component: cytoplasm. Gene Ontology annotation, molecular function: carbonate dehydratase activity; zinc ion binding. Bases 165 to 1217 code for a protein of 350 amino acids. The transcript has 7 exons. NCBI's taxonomy places the organism in Eukaryota, Metazoa, Arthropoda, Insecta, Hymenoptera, Apidae.
UUAUUUAACAUAGCCGACAAGGCGGCAGUCGCUCAGUCGCCCACCGACCGUAACAGAGUAUUCGUAUUUCUAAGUUAACAUAUCGGUGAACCGGCGGCGGAACACGCUACGAUUCCGGAGGGAGCAUCCACUCGCACAGUGAAAAGUGACAGUAACACAUCGUCAUGGUUUUCUUGAUCUUCACGCUGGGUUUCUUAUUGUCACCGAAUCUAGUUGCCGGCAACUUCAGCUACGAUGGCACCAAUGGUCCGUCACACUGGGGCAAAGAAUACAAGACGUGUUUAGGGAAAUACCAGUCGCCGAUCGACAUUGAAGAAAAAGAUGUAACAACAAUGACUUUUCCAGAACUGCAAUUUUCUGGCGUCGAAGGUUCCCAUAAGGCUUAUAUGACAAACAAUGGCCAUACAGUGAUGAUCCAGAGUUUCGAUUCCAACGUCCCCUCGAUAUCGGGAGGGCCUAUCAACAGCACGUACGUGUUCCAACAACUGCAUUUCCAUUGGGGUCCAAAUGAUAAUCAAGGAUCCGAGGAUCUGAUCAACAAUCAUUCGUUUUCUAUGGAACUGCACGUGGUCCUUUGGAAGAAGGAAUACGGCUCGUAUGACGAGGCUAUAAAGCGAGAUGAUGGACUCACUGUGCUCGGAUAUUUGUACCAGGCCACGGAUGAACCGAAUCCAAUGUUCGAAUCGAUCGUGCAGCAAAUACCGGAUAUAGUCGGAGUUGGCAGCAACAUAACAAUAAGUGAUAACAACGUUCUAAAGAAAUUGGUCGCGCCUGACAUUGCAUCAGCGCAAAAUUAUUUCACGUAUAGAGGAUCACUGACCACACCUCCCUGCCUCGAGAUCGUUCAAUGGAUCGACUUCGUGAAACCUCAACAUAUUUCCCACGAACAGCUGGCUGCAUUCCGCAGUAUUCAAUCCGCUGAUGGCACGAAUUUAACGCAUAAUUUCCGUCCAGUACAACCAUUAGACGGCAGAACGGUCUAUCGUAACAUCGCUGGUGCGGAACCUUCCACAAUUUCGCCAGUUUUUAAACAAACUCCUUCUACUGCUUCUGUUCCUGCAUCUUCUCCCGCCAAGAAGCAGGAAACUAUAAAUAAUGAUGUUACAGAGAGUCCUAUGGAUAACAAUAAAAAUGGUGAAAAUUCUGCAUCAAGCAUGUGGCCUGUAACACCAUUUGCAGUGAUACUUGGAGUCAUAUUUCUGUUACCAUAUCAAUAAUACAAGAUCUAGUCAACCAAUUUGACUAUCGUGUAAUUCAAAGUGAUCCAACAUAAGUAUUUAUAUAAUACGUUUUCUUAUGACAAAGAUAUUAUUUAUAUUUUUCGAAGCAUUUCUAUUCAAAGAUUUUAUUGUUUGAGAUACUUAUUUCUAGAAGAGUAGAAAUCAAUGUUUUCGUUUUCGUCGAUUACAUGUAUAUUACCAUGUAAUUUUUAAACAAUGUACAUAAAUAUUUAAGGAAUGUAUUUUUACACUGACUGAUUAUAAGCACUACAUGCACAAAUGUUAUCCUAUAGUCAUUUUUUUCACAGUGUGACAAUUGAAGCAGUAGAAGUAGAAAAGAAACAAUAAUGAAAUUUAAAUGUGAAGUAUUCUCUAAGUUGGAGCCUACCAAAAAUUUUAACAUAUAUUUAUUCAACAGUUCCUACUGCUGCCAUGAUAAUAUACAUAUAAUUUAUUUAAUCUUGUAGAUAAUAAGUUCUCUUCACGAAUGUAACUAUGAAAUGUAUUGUAUUGAAAUCUUUGUGAUUUAGAUGAUAAUAAAUAUUAAUAUACUUUA